AUGCUCGUGCCUCCCUCGAGCCUUCCCGCUGCUCACAACUCCCGUGAGCCCUCCCGCGAGCCUUCCCGCUGCUCGCGACUCCCGCGAGCCCUCCCCUUGCUCGUGCCUCCCGCGAGCCCUCCCCCUGCUCGUGCCUCAUGCUACUCGUGCCUCCCCCUGCUCGUGCCUCCCGCGAGCCUUCCUGCUGCUCGCGAGCCCUCCCGCUGCUCGCGCCUCCCGCGAGCCCUCCCGCUGCUCGCACCUCUCGCGAGCCCUCCCCCUGCUCGCGCCUCCCGCGAGCCCUCCCCCUGCUCGCGCUUCCCGCGAGCCUUCCCGCUGCUCGUGACUCCCGCGAGCCCUCCCCCUACUCGCACCUCCCACGAGCCUUCCCACUGCUCGCGACUCCCGCGAGCCCUCCCCCUGCUCGCGCCUCCCACGAGCCUUCCCGCUGCUCGCGACUCCCGCGAGCCCUCCCGUUGCUCGUGCCUCCCACGAGCCUUCCCGCUGCUCACGACUCCCGCGAGCCCUCCCGCUGCUCACGACUCCCGCGAGCCCUCCCGCUGCUCACGACUUCCGUGA
Messenger RNA from Musa acuminata AAA Group (dessert banana), 558 nucleotides. RefSeq lists its product as uncharacterized. The record is from RefSeq and is a predicted model, not a curated record. Bases 1 to 558 code for a protein of 185 amino acids. NCBI's taxonomy places the organism in Eukaryota, Viridiplantae, Streptophyta, Magnoliopsida, Zingiberales, Musaceae. The transcript has a single exon.